AUGAAGAUGCCUUCCCGUGUUUGGCUGCUGGCUCUGAACAUGGCAGCACUGACAGGAACUAUUUUUGGUGCAUACGAGCGAACUGAGAGGAACUGCUCUGCCACUCCACCGUACCUCCCCAGCACAGCUGUGAAUACAUCUGUCCAGCUGCAGGAGCUACGAGAGCGGAUGCUCACCAUGAAUGUCUCUGCCUACAUUAUUCCUGGCACUGACGCUCACCUGAGUGAGUACAUCGCCCCGCGCGAUGCCAGGAUGGCCUUCAUGACUGGUUUUACAGGCUCUGCAGGCACAGCUGUGGUCACGCAGACCAAGGCCGUUCUGUGGACGGACAGUCGCUACUGGCUUCAAGCUGAGAGACAGAUGGACUGCAACUGGGAGCUGGAAAUGGAUGCUUCCAGCAGCAGUGUGGCAGAGUGGCUAAUUUCUGAGGUGCCACCAGGCAGGAUCAUCGGCUUCGACCCUUUCCUCUUCUCCAUCGACAUGCAGGAGGACUACGCCGUCAUUCUGGAUUUGAGCGAGCACAGAUUCAUGCCCAUUCCUGUCAACCUGGUCGAUCAGGUGUGGAGGGACAGACCCCCGGUCCCACCUGACAGCCUCAACCGCCUGCCUGAUAGAGUCAUACAAAGGUCGUGGCAGAUUAAGGUGGAGGAAAUACGGGUAAUGAUGAGGGACAAUCCAUAUAAGCCCACAGCUCUGCUGCUUUCAGCUCUGGAUGAGACGGCUUGGCUCUUUAAUCUGCGAGGCAACGACAUUCCCUACAACCCCUUCUUCUACUCCUACACGCUUCUCACAAUGAACGAGAUCUGGCUUUUUGUCCACACCCACCGGGUGUCCGAGGAUUUAAAGGUGUACCUGAACGCAUCUUGCACAGGGCCCCUUUGUGUGCAGCUGAAAAGUUACGACUCUGUCCGUGAACAUCUGGAAACCUACGUGGACCAGCCGGGGGUCAAAGUGUGGAUCGGUACCGAGUGCACAAACUACGCUCUCUUUGAGAUCAUAACAUCACAGGAGAAAGUGAUGACGAGCUCGUACUCUCCAGUCCUGAUGACCAAAGCCGUAAAAGACGUGACUGAGCAGAAGAUCCUGAAGGACGCGCACGUGAGGGAUGCGGUGGCUGUUAUCCAGCUGUUGAUGUGGCUGGAAAAAGUUGUUUCAGAUGGGACUGAGACUGAGCUGAGUGCUGCAGAAUAUGUUAAUAAAUGUCGCAGCAAACAGAACGACAACCGAGGCCCAAGUUUUGAAACAAUUUCUGCAAGUGGACCAAACGCUGCUCUUGCCCAUUACAGUCCCACAGCUGAAACCAACAGGCGGCUGACCGUCAACGAGAUGUACCUGGUGGACUCCGGUGGCCAGUAUCUAGACGGCACCACUGACAUCACUCGGACGGUCCACUGGGGAACACCGACAGCCAUGCAGAAGGAGGCCUUCACUCGAGUGCUCAUGGGAAACAUUGAGAUAUCCAGAACCAUUUUCCCCUCAGGAACAAGUGGUGUGAGCAUGGAGAUGCUGGGUCGCAGGGCUCUGUGGGAGGUGGGCUUGAACUACGGCCACGGCACGGGUCACGGUAUCGGAAACUACUUUGGAGUUCACGAGUGGCCGGUCGGCUUUCAGACCAACAAUAUCCCCUUCACAACCGGCAUGUUCACGUCAAUAGAACCUGGAUAUUAUAAAGAGAAUGACUUCGGGAUACGGAUUGAAGAUGUUGUCAUGACAACACCCGCACACACACAGUUUGGACAUAACUUUCUGACAUUCGACACCGUCUCACUUGUUCCAUACGACAGAAAGCUGAUCGACACAUCACUCCUCAGCUCAGAACAGGUUCAGUGGCUGAAUAGAUACUACAAGAAGAUCCGGGACCUAGUGGGUCCCGAGCUGGACAAACAGGGUCUACAUGAGGAGAAGAACUGGAUGCUGAGGAACACGGAACCCUUUGGGUCUGGAUCUUCUGCCGUGUGUUCGUCCUCCCUGACCCUUGUGACCCUGGUCAUCGCUCUGCUCCACAACAUGGUCUGA
Nematolebias whitei (Rio pearlfish) is the source of this 2016-nucleotide messenger RNA. RefSeq names its product X-prolyl aminopeptidase (aminopeptidase P) 2, membrane-bound (gene xpnpep2). Gene Ontology annotation, molecular function: metalloaminopeptidase activity. Bases 1 to 2016 code for a protein of 671 amino acids. The record is from RefSeq and is a predicted model, not a curated record. Lineage: Eukaryota; Metazoa; Chordata; Actinopteri; Cyprinodontiformes; Rivulidae. The transcript is spliced from 21 exons.